AUGACGUGGGGGUUGUACUCCUCGCCACGGAAGCUCAUGGGUACCUCCCUACCUAAUACCUCUAAUCACGUCUUUGCUCUAGCAUUGUGGGUGGGGUUCGUCCUCUAUGCACAGGAUUUCCGAGAUCUUGAUGGCGAUAAGGAGACCGGAAGCUGGACACUUCCAAUUGCUCUUGGCGAUGGCAAUGGUAGACUCCUAUUUGCCUUUGUCUGUAUGCCACUGGGUUAUAUGUCCUUGUGGUAUACUGGCAUGGCUCAAUUAGCACCCUGGACUCUUGCUGGGCUGCAUGUGCUGGUCUCGUACCGGUUUAUGACCAUGCGGAACAAGCCAGCGGAUCAUGCUUCUUACAUGUGGAUUUGCAACAUUUUCUGUAUAAUGUGUGGGCUAAGCUCAUUGGAAGCUGCGAAGUUAAUCUCUUCCGAUCGCCUACUAGAGGUGGCCUUGCCUUGGCUGCUCCUGGGACAGGGAUUGAGAGCCUGA
Messenger RNA from Aspergillus pseudonomiae, 480 nucleotides. RefSeq lists its product as uncharacterized. Gene Ontology annotation, molecular function: transferase activity, transferring alkyl or aryl (other than methyl) groups. Bases 1 to 480 code for a protein of 159 amino acids. Gene Ontology annotation, cellular component: membrane. Lineage: Eukaryota; Fungi; Ascomycota; Eurotiomycetes; Eurotiales; Aspergillaceae. The transcript has 2 exons. The record is from RefSeq and is a predicted model, not a curated record.